CACUUUCGGUGUGCCGUAUCCCUUCGCGUGUUCGCCCGAAAGCUGUAUAAGCUCGCGAUAUACUCCGAAGCCGAUGCGCUGGUAUAAAUUAAACCUCGAUUCAACCCCCGCGUGAAAUUCGAAAGGAAAAAUUGAUAAAGUAAACGAAUUUAGCUCGGAGCUUCGUCGGAGUGACAAAAGUGAUCCAAAACCUGUACGAGACGAAGGUUUUCGAAGGAAGACGUUCAUUCGUCUCGACGGCUGUUGGAUUCUGUACACCUAUACGAGAUUCUCUGCGUUUUACACUCGCACAGCGGCAAAGAGCCGUUAGAAUCCACCGAGGCCGUUACGAGAUCUUAAUUCCAUUCAUUUUUAUUCCCCCUAAUCCCGACGCUGGAAGCACACGGUGGAAACCGCGUGGAGGAGAUCCGGGGAUUGAAAUCACGGGCGAAAUUCGGACGCUCCGCGAACGGUGAGGUACGCGAACCGGAGAGAUGGUCUGAGAAUGAAGGAAACGAGUUGGAGAGAAAUAAAAACUGUAGAGAACAGGAUGAUCCUGAAGUUGCAGCGUGCGAGGAAUUUCUUACGGAGUAAACGAAUUAUCCGGGUGGUACCUAUUCGCCUCGUAGAAACACCGUAGGAGAUUCUGCAGAAACUGGCUUUGGCAGGGUCGCAAUAAUCGAUCUAACAACGAGACAAGUGACGAAGGAAAAGAGGACGGGGGAUUGCCUUUCUAUACGAGAGUUGCUCGCUCCGGCACAAUCGGAACACCCCGGCUCUCCGGACUGGUUUCGUAUAAAGCUACAGCAGUUUCCUAUGACAGAAAAUCGGACGGGUCCUCAAACGAUCGAAUUUCUCACCAAGAGAGUCGUCGCUCUCGGAGCAGUCCAGACAGGACAGUUUCUGGUUGACUGUGAAACUUACAUGUCCGUACCGCAACUCGGGUCUCCGAGAACAGUCCACGUGCUACACAACUCUGAGCAGCCUGCAUCCGUAUUUGCCGUAUUAGAAUCCGGAAGCAAAGUGGUCCCUCUUAUCGCCGACGGUCUCUUUGACCUUCUGAUGCUGAAGAUGACCAGCAUUUACACGAGCAAGAAACAGACGAAAAUCGAAGCAAAGGGUCCAAGAUUCGAGAUCGGUGAUUUCUGCGUGAAACUUGGAAGCGUCACCAUGAGUCAAAAUUUCAAGGGAGUACUCGUCGAGAUCGAAUAUCGACCUUGUGUCAUACCUGGAAGUUCAUGGGAACUCAUGAGGGAAUUUCUACAGGGUUUCCUUGGAUCGGCUGUACCUAAUCAGGCUCCUCAAUAUUUACAAAAUCGAAUGAACGAAAUUUAUCAACCCAUGGAUACCAUACAGCAAUACCUUGAACAUUUUGGACAGUACAGAAAAUCUACUGGUGUAAUAUAAAAUGAAUGAACAGAUAUCCAUAGAUUUCACUUUGGGUGAUAUUAAAAGUAAUGUAAAAGACGGGAGGACAUGGCUCACGGUGGUCAAAGUAUGAUGUCAUUGCACAACAGCUAGUUUUGUGUGUUUGAUCAAGUGUACAUUUUGAAAACAUAUAAUAAAUAAUCGAGCGCCAAGUUUA
Messenger RNA from Athalia rosae (coleseed sawfly), 1564 nucleotides. RefSeq names its product mediator of RNA polymerase II transcription subunit 20 (gene MED20). The record is from RefSeq and is a predicted model, not a curated record. Gene Ontology annotation, cellular component: mediator complex. Gene Ontology annotation, molecular function: transcription coactivator activity. NCBI's taxonomy places the organism in Eukaryota, Metazoa, Arthropoda, Insecta, Hymenoptera, Athaliidae. Gene Ontology annotation, biological process: regulation of transcription by RNA polymerase II. The transcript is spliced from 5 exons. The coding region runs from base 796 to 1386 and encodes 196 amino acids.